Messenger RNA from Cynara cardunculus var. scolymus (artichoke), 1269 nucleotides. Its product is annotated as GEM-like protein 1. The record is from RefSeq and is a predicted model, not a curated record. The transcript is spliced from 4 exons. Bases 1 to 909 code for a protein of 302 amino acids. NCBI's taxonomy places the organism in Eukaryota, Viridiplantae, Streptophyta, Magnoliopsida, Asterales, Asteraceae.
AUGAAUCCGAAUCAAUCAGCCAAUCCAACACAACAGCCGGUCAAGCCCGACGGUUCGAACUCCGCCAACUACGCUCCAAACCCUAAUGUAGAUCGGAACGAUCGCGUUCCUCCUUCGUAUCCGGCUUCCGGUGAGAAUUGGACAUCCGUGACCGUCCCUCCUCAAAAGCUACCAGCUGUGCCGCCUGCUGUCGGGCAACCGUCGCAGAGCGCCGCUUCAACGACAUCGCAAGGUCCAAGCCCUAUUUCUCGAGGUGGCGCCACCACUGGGCCUGCCGCGUCCAAUCCUUACGUGUCGUCUGGUCCCGUGGGGGAUUCUUCCACCAAGAAUACAAUGGAUACGGUGAAGGUUAUGUUUGCGAGAUGGGCAAAGAAGGCUGCUGAGGCAACAAAGAAGGGGCAAGAUUAUGCUGGAGAUGUGUGGCAACACUUGAAAACGGGUCCCAGUAUUACUGAUGCUGCUGUUGGAAGAAUUGCUCAGGGAACCAAAGUUCUUGCAGAAGGUGGAUAUGAGAAAAUAUUUAGAACAACAUUUGAAACAAUUCCAGAGGAGCGACUUUUGAAGUCGUUUGCAUGCUACCUAUCAACUUCUGCUGGCCCUGUUAUGGGAGUAUUAUACUUGUCAAAUUCAAAACUCGCAUUUUGCAGUGACAAUCCGCUUGCAUAUAAAGUUGGUGAAGAGAAGAAAUGGAGCUAUUACAAGGUGGUUAUUCCAUUACUUCAACUCAAAUCAGUCAAUCCUUCACGAAGCAAAACAAAUCCUGCUGAAAAGUACAUCCAACUCAUAUCGGUUGAUAAUCAUGAGUUCUGGUUCAUGGGUUUUGUGUAUUACGACAGUGCUGUGAAAAAUCUUCAAGGCGUUCUUCAGCCGCACCAAAAUCCACUCCUCCUUGCUGGUCCAAAUUGUUGAAGCAUCUUUAUCCCGAGUUGGUAUGUACUACAUUCAUUUGAACGUUAUAGAUUUCCAUAAACAUUUAGAUCAAAUUCAUUUUGCUCAUUGAGCAUUUUCAUUUCACUUCUAUUCGGAAAAACUCUUAUUAGUAUACGCCUGUAUACACCGUACGCUUACUCGACCCCACUUCCAAAUGUGAUAUAGCGGGUCAUGUAGGAGAAUAAAGAUAUGACCUAUAGCCAUAGCACAUACACAACUUUUCUUUAAUUUAGCCGUUGGUAUGAUGUUACUAAUUGUGGAUGGUAAAGGAGAAUAAGGCCUUCUGUUACAAGUACUGUUUAAGUUUGUAGUGUUUAAAUAUUUGAUUAAUACUUGGAU